Messenger RNA from Emiliania huxleyi CCMP1516, 1002 nucleotides. RefSeq lists its product as hypothetical. The transcript has a single exon. The coding region runs from base 1 to 1002 and encodes 333 amino acids. Gene Ontology annotation, molecular function: NAD+ binding. The record is from RefSeq and is a predicted model, not a curated record. NCBI's taxonomy places the organism in Eukaryota, Haptophyta, Isochrysidales, Noelaerhabdaceae.
AUGCCGUCUCGCUUACCGACGGACGUCUCCUCCCUCGCAAAGUUCAUCGUGUCGCCCGAGUGCCGCUCGAUCGCCAUCCUCACGGGCGCGGGCGUCAGCGUCGCGGCCGGCAUCCCCGACUUUCGCAGCCCGGGUGGCAUGUACGACACACUGCGGCCAGAGCUCAUCACAGCGACCGCGGCCCAGCGCCGUGCGAUGGCAGCGGACCCGACCGCUGUCGUGCUGAAGGACAUGUUCUUUGCCAACGCAUUCCCGUAUCUCGAGGUUCGCCGGCCAUUCAUCCUGGGCACGAGGGAGCGGCGAUGGCGCGCGACGCUCAGCCACCGCUUUGCCGAGCUGCUCCACGCAAAGACGGGAAAGCUGACGCGGCUGUACACGCAGAACAUUGACGGGCUCGACUACCAGACGGCCCUGCCGACCGAGAAGAUUGUCGCCGUCCACGGCUCCAUAGGCAAGGUGGCGUGCGAGGGCUGUGGCGCGCCGAUGGAGUUCGACGCCUUCUGCGCAGAGGUGCGGGCCCGCAUAAAGGACCUGUACGGCGUCGAUUCGGCGGCCCCGGCCGAGUCGACGCCCAUCCCGUGCCCAGCCUGCCACCGCCCUCUCGUCAAGCCAACGACUGUGCUCUUCGGCUCGAGCCUGCCGGCUGAGUUCUUCGAGCGGAGCGCGGAGGACCUUCCAUCGGUGGACCUGCUCCUCGUCGCCGGCACCUCGCUUGUCGUCUCGCCGGCCAACUCGCUCGUGUACUGCGUGCCGGACAGCGCGGUCCGAGCCGUCAUCAACGCCGAGCCCGUCGGGCAGGAGCUUGGCAUCCGCUACUCGCCCGGCGGGCGAGACCUCUUCUUGGGAGGUGAGUGCGACGACACCUUCCUCGCGCUGAUGGUGCAGCUCGGCUGGGCGGACGACCUCGCUCGGCUCGAUGCCGAGCUUCCCGCGGCGAGCCAGAAGCGGCUGCGCGCACUCCUGGCGGCCGGCGUGGGAGACGACGACUUCACCACCGUCUAA